GUCAGCUCCACUCACAGAAACACAGACAGACACUGAGACAGAAACACAGGUGUAAUGGACGAACUUAUUCCCACCUGUGCGUCUCUAUUUUAGCUUUUUUCUGUGUCUUUAAAACACUUUUAACUUAGAAAGUUUUGUUUAAGUCAACUCCUCGGUUUUGCAAUUAUGGAUCGCUUGGAUGAUUGGAGCUUCAAGACCAAAAAAAUGGACCUGGAGGACGAUUUCUACUUCGACUACGAGUCGGAGGAAAUGACAGAUUAUCAAGACCCCAAUGAACUUGUGACUGCAUUGAAACAAAAGGAGGAAGAGGUUAUUUUGGCAGCCCAGCUGGGAAACGCAUUGCUUCUGGAAAACCGUGAGUUGAAAGAGCGGAGCGACAAACUUCAUGAACAAUACGCAGACAAGCUGGAGGCGCUGGAGCAGGGCAGGCAUGAGCUGCGGCAGAAGCUGGAGGGCUGCCAGUCCCAGUGGGAGAGCCAGGUGGGCGAGCUGGAGAGGGAUGUGAGGGAGCUGAGCGGCCAGGUGGAGCGGCUGACCCGGACCCUCAGCGAGGCCGAGAGGGACAAGAGCCGAGCCGAGCUGGAGCACAGCGAGCACACACAGAAACUCAGAGAUCAGCUCAACACUGUAAGUCAUAAAGAUAUGACUGAGAAAGAGCAGUAG
Notothenia coriiceps (black rockcod) is the source of this 663-nucleotide messenger RNA. Its product is annotated as bicaudal D-related protein 1-like. Gene Ontology annotation, biological process: Golgi to secretory granule transport; vesicle transport along microtubule. The transcript is spliced from 3 exons. The coding region runs from base 166 to 663 and encodes 165 amino acids. Lineage: Eukaryota; Metazoa; Chordata; Actinopteri; Perciformes; Nototheniidae. The record is from RefSeq and is a predicted model, not a curated record.